AGAAACAGAAAAGAUCCCUGUAAUGCGUGGACAGUGGUUUAUUGAUGGGACUUGGCAACCUCUGGAGGAGGAGGAAAGUAACUUAAUAGAACAGGAGCAUCUCAACCGCUUCAAAGGCCAGCAGCUGCAGGAGAGCUUUGAUAUGGAAAUAUCCAAACCUGUUGAUGGGAAGGAGGCUAUUCACAGUCUCAAGCUGAGCCGUAACCACGUGGACUGGCACAGUGUGGAUGAAGUGUAUCUGUACAGUGAUGCCACCACUUCCAAAAUUGCAAGGACUGUUACACAAAAAUUGGGCUUUUCCAAAGCUUCAAGCAGUGGCACAAGGCUACAUAGAGGCUAUGUAGAAGAAGCCACAUUAGAAGACAAGCCACCCCAGACCAGUCACAUUGUGUUUGUUGUGCAUGGCAUUGGGCAGAAAAUGGACCAAGGCAGGAUCAUCAAAAACACAGCCAUGUGAGUGCUUUGGAAUGCCUGAAGCAGCCUCAGUUGUUGUGACAGCACAGCCUUUGGUUUGGGCUGAAUCUUUUCCUGUUUUCCUUCUCCUCCUCCUCUCCUGAGUCAUUGGUCUUUGUGCUGUGGGUACACUGUUUUUUGUGGUAUUUGGGAUGUACAGGCUUAGGGAGAGCAAAGGUUUAUUCUGAUUUUCUCACCAGCACUUGUUACUUUUGGGGAACUGGUCAAGAGGACACAGCCUCAAGUUGCCCCAGGGGAGGUUCAGCUUGGACAUCAGGAGGAAUUUCUUCAUGGAAAGGGUUGUUGAGGAUUGGUGUGCCCAUCCCUGGAGGUGCCCAGGGAAUUCCUGGAUGUGGCACUCAGAGCUCUGGGCUGGGGAUUGGGCACAGCUUGGUCUCUGUGACCUUGGAGAUCUUUUCCAGCCUGUGUGAAAUUCUGGCUCCUGUGGUUGGUGACUUUGCUGAGCAGGGAGAGAAAUCUUGACCAAAUUUCUCAUUUGGUCAAAAUCGAGGGGAAUGUUGUUUCUAAGUGGUACCUGGGUGGAUGAAGUGCAUCACAACUGGGAUGUAACUGAGCAGAACAUUUUGGAAUAAGUGGAAAGGGAAAGUUAAUAUCAGAGUGGAAUCUCCCAGAGCUCAGAGUUGGGAUAGUGGGCAAGCAAAUUUCAUCCUGUACAAGAGGGGGAAUGGGGAGAUGCAGGAAUGUUGUCAUUCCCAGCAGGACAGGAGCCCUUCAUGAAUGAAGCUGUUGCUGUGCACGGAGCCUGGCUCAAAAGCAAAAUGUGGCCAAAAGGAUGAGAAAUCUCUUCACUGAAAGUCUUUUGUGGUUUGGGGAUGAUGUUUCCCAGUAUACUGGGAGUGCUUAAGGUUCACUGGUCUAGUGAGUGGCAUCCUCACUCUUGCCAGGAGCUGGAACUUCAUGAUCUGUAAUUCCUUUCCAACCUAAAGCAAACUGUGAUUUUAUGCACCUGAAAAGAUGAUUUUGAGUCUUAGAAAAAUAUUAUAAAUUCCUGAGGGGGACAAGGUGGCAUUGAGGAAUCCUUCAUUAGCUGAAAAGGUGUUAAUGACAGAUGUGGAUGGUUCAGCUGGUGUGUCCCAAAUAGCUCCAGGUUCCAUCAGCACUGACAAACCCAGUGGUUCCUGUGAGCAGAGCUUUGUCACCCUCCCUUUGCCUGCAGAAUGUCACUGCAGGUCAGUGCUUGUGUGCUCUGUGCCAUCCUGUCAUCAGCCUCUUGUGUCCCCACAGCUCUUUGUGCCACUCCAGUGUCCUCUGGGGUGCCAGGGUAAACCUUUUGAUGUCACUUGUGUGCCAUUUGUCACCUGAAAGCACCAGCCUGCAGCUCCCAGCCCAUUUCCUGCCUCUCCACUGCUCUGUCAUUCACCUUGGCUAAGAGCCAGCAAUCCAAAGCAGAGAGAAAAAGCCCUUGGUUCAAACUUAGUCACCAAAAUGAAUGUAAAAACUUCAGUUUUUGUGGGAUGGAGUUACACUGGGAAUGGGAAUAGCCUCAGUACAAGCUGCUGUCUUAACAGUGACCAGAAAUAAAACUUCAGCCUUGGAAUCAUUAAAUUUUUCUGCUUUAUCUUUCUCCCUCCUCCGUUUUCCAUAGAUACAGGGGUUAUAUGGGUGGAUUAACUUCAGCUCAGCUCACAGUGCAGAGAUGUUCAUUCCAUAAGUCCUGCUCUAAUUGGCAGCCCAGCACAUGAAAUAUUUUGUCAAAAAGGGACACAAGACUUUAUGGGCUUCAGCAAAUCUCACUCAUAUCCUCAAGAAAUACCAGACAGCAUUGCAGA
Oenanthe melanoleuca is the source of this 2243-nucleotide messenger RNA. It is a transcript of the gene DDHD1, whose product is annotated as DDHD domain containing 1. Gene Ontology annotation, cellular component: cytoplasm. Gene Ontology annotation, molecular function: glycerophospholipase activity. NCBI's taxonomy places the organism in Eukaryota, Metazoa, Chordata, Aves, Passeriformes, Muscicapidae. The transcript has 3 exons. The record is from RefSeq and is a predicted model, not a curated record. Bases 23 to 457 code for a protein of 144 amino acids.